Molecule: messenger RNA, 405 nt
Organism: Entamoeba histolytica HM-1:IMSS
Lineage: Eukaryota; Evosea; Mastigamoebida; Endamoebidae
Exons: 1
Coding region: 1-405 (134 amino acids)
Source: RefSeq, a predicted model, not a curated record
AUGCAAUUAAGUGGAGUUGAAAAAGAUAUUUUAAAUCAAAGAACAUUAGCUAAAAUUAUUAGAAUGAAAACUAUGAGAGAAAGAAUGAGAAGAAAGAGAAUUCUUGCAUUAAAAAAGAAUUUAAGAAAAAUGUAUUUGGAAAGAAGAGAUAUGUUAUGGAAGAAACGAUGUAUUAGAUUUAGAAAAACAGCUAAUAUGAAACAAAAUGAAGAGUUAAGAAAAAGAAAAAUAGCACGUAUUAUUUGUGGAAAGAAGUAUUGGAAGAAACAAGCUCCAAAAAAAUGUUAUGAUUUUAUUGGAGGAAAAUAUCACGAUUUAAUCCAUAAACCAGGUAAAAAUAUAUUCAGAUGUCCAUUUGAAAAAUAUCAUGGAAUUACUAAAUGUGAUAGUAUUGAAUUGCCUUAA